Messenger RNA from Nyctereutes procyonoides (raccoon dog), 1311 nucleotides. RefSeq names its product RAS like family 10 member A (gene RASL10A). The coding region runs from base 323 to 934 and encodes 203 amino acids. Lineage: Eukaryota; Metazoa; Chordata; Mammalia; Carnivora; Canidae. The transcript has 3 exons. Gene Ontology annotation, molecular function: GTPase activity; GTP binding. The record is from RefSeq and is a predicted model, not a curated record.
GCUCGGCUCGCUCGCUCGCUCGCUCGCUCGGCUCCGCGGGCUGGGGCGGCGAGCGGCGGCGGAGCGACAGCGGGACGGCGCGACAGCGGGACGGAGGCGCCGCUGCGGAGGCGCCGCUCCUCUCCCGGCCCCGCACCUGCCCGCGCCGCUCGCCGCUCGCCGCUCGCCGCUCGCCGCCCUCCGGCCUGGCCUCUCCCGGCGCCGAGGGGCGCGGGGCCGGGGCGCGCGGGGCCGGGGCGCGCGGGGCAGGGCGCGCGGGGCGCUGGGCGCGCGGCUGGCCCAUGAGGCUUUCCGGCGCGGGGCGCGGCAGGGCGCGCGGGCCAUGGGGGGCAGCCUGCGGGUGGCCGUGCUGGGCGCCCCGGGCGUGGGCAAGACGGCCAUCAUCCGCCAGUUCCUGUUCGGCGACUACCCCGAGCGCCACCGGCCCACGGACGGGCCACGCCUCUACCGGCCCGCGGUGCUGCUCGACGGCGCGGUCUACGACCUGAGCAUCCGCGACGGCGACGGCGCCCGCCCGGGUCACAACCCCGGGGCACCGGAGGAGUGGCCGGACUCCAAGGACUGGAGCUUGCAGGACACGGACGCCUUCGUGCUCGUCUACGACAUCUGCAGCCCGGACAGCUUCGACUACGUGAAGGCGCUACGGCAGCGCAUCUCGGAGACCAGGCCGGCGGGCGCCCCCGAGGCUCCCAUCCUGGUGGUCGGCAACAAGAGGGACCGGCAGCGGCUGCGCUUCGGGCCUCGGCGCGCGCUGGCCGCGCUGGUGCGCAGGGGCUGGCGCUGCGGCUACCUCGAGUGCUCCGCCAAGUACAACUGGCACGUGCUGCGUCUCUUCCGCGAGCUGCUGCGCUGCGCUUUGGUGCGCGCGCGCCCUGCGCACCCGGCCCUGCGCCUGCAGGGGGCGCUGCACCCGGCCCGCUGCAGCCUCAUGUGACUGAACUGGACCGCGACGCCGAGGCCGGCGGCGGGAGGGGCCCAGCUUGAUUGGAACAACCGGGUACCUGGAUUGGACGAAGCUGCCCAACUUGUCUCGGAUUGGGCAGGACACAGCCUCCUCCCUGAUGGGACGAGGAAGCCGCCCACUCAGUCUCCUGGGCGACAGGACUCUCUCUGAGCCUCAGUGGACCCAGCCAGGCCCCAAGCUGCAUCCGGCUGGAGCAGGCGUUUCUGGGACCUCAUGGGGUUACACUUCCAUUGGAUGGAAGGGACUUGGCCAUGACUGGAAGCUGUCAGGUGGCUCCUGCGGCUUCACUGGACAAACUCUUAAGUCACCUCCUCUCAGGAGGUAAUAAAGGGGGAGAACAAUUCGCA